CUUUGUAAACUCAUCUCGCCUUGUGGUUCUUCCACCAGCAAUCGAUACGCCGGAGUCUAUCAGUAAUUCCUACCGCCAACACGCCAGAGAGUCGCAUACGCGCGGGCACCAAUUCGUGUUCAAAGCAAGAGAGGUCCAGCACAGCCGUCCCUCUCUCCAAUGCUGUCGUCCGCUCGCGCAAAUCCUCUACCGUGUCUCAAUCCUCCGUUGCAAUACCGCCUCGAAUCUCGACGAAAACACGCAAAAAACCACCUCUUACGGCAUUCCUCUCUUUGGCGUCGUUUGGUGGCGCCUAAAUCUUCAAUCAGCCCCUUAUAUCACAUUGCCUCGUGGCUCAACGUGCACGCAAUCCGAGACGGGUACUGCUAAUCACAAGCGCUAAGUCAGUCGAGAGCCCUGUCAAACGUAUCUUUGCUGUUGUACUUGGACAGAGACGUCACCGAGACGAACAUUCACCCGCAUGCGCGCCCUUGCUUUCCAUUCCCAUGGACCCGGUCUCAUGCGCCCGUUACGAACUGCCACAACGAGAUCACAGCCCACCUAUCAUUCUUACGGCUCCUUCAGAUAGCGCGUAAUUGCAGUCACAAGAAGCAGCAAGGAGAGGACAGAGCAGAAGGAAGACGAAACAAAGAAGGCAACGCAGCAGAAGAAGACGAUGAACUACUCGCAAGGCGGAGGAGCCAGCGACGUACAACAUAUGUCCAGGCAUGGUCACCAAUAUUCAACGCCGCAGAGUGCUACCGCACCCUCCUUUCAAUACUCGCAACGCAUGACACACAAUUCGUCCGGCAUGCAUCAAGCUCACGUCCAGCAUCAGCAGCAGACGUACUUCUCAGCGGACUCUGGUAACGCAAGACAGUCGCUGGCUACGCCCUCCACGCCCUCGCAAAAUGCCUCCCCGCGCUUCUCACACGCAUCCAGCCCGAGGGGGCAAACUUCGCAAGCCGUGCAGCUGUCCUCACAGAAGCAGCGUUACUCCCAGUCGACGAGCUCGUAUGUACCCACAGACCGAUCGCUACCCUCUCGUGACGUAGCAGAUGCAACCUUCGACCAGGCAUACGAACAAUUUAUCCUUUAUUGCAAUCCGUCGUUCCCGCUAACAACCGACACUGCAGAGUUGAAGCGCGUGUUUCGCACCCCACCGAAGAGCGACGGCAAGAGCUUCAGCACGUUCCACUUAUUCGAGCUGCUCAAGAAACUGGAGAAUAAAGAGCUAAAGACAUGGACGGAACUUGCGCUUGAGCUGGGUGUUGAGCGGCCCAGUUUCGAGAAAGGUCAGUCUAGUCAGAAGGUGCAACAGUACAGCGUGCGCCUUAAGCGCUGGAUGCGCGCUCUGCAUAUUGACGCCUUUUUUGAGUACCUUAUGGGCAAAAACCACGCAUAUUACCAGGCGAUCCCACCACUAAAUGAUCCUUUUCCGGAUGCUCGUGACGGCGUUCCUAUAGAAGAAGAUCUGGCCAUACGCGCUAUCGACCCGAAGUUCCGGCCGAAGCGAGGGAGACGGCGCGCCGAUGAGCAAGACGAUGAUUGCGUGGAGCCUUGGUCUGCUGUGGAGCCCAAGAGACCGCACCUAGAUACUGCCUUUCACAACCGCAACGACGCCUAUCCUUUGAGCGUAUAUCCGUCAAGCGCAGUACCAAUUACUGCACAUCCGGAAUUUUCUGGCAGUGGUGGUUCAGAUUCAUGGGCAACACUGAACACGCCUACGAGCGCUAUGGCACCCCGCACGUCACAACAACUUCGAUGGAGAAAUGAGACGCCUUCGACGCCGCAUCCCCUGUCCGCCGUGACACCUGUGAGCGCGCAUCCGGAUAGCGCGUGGGAUACCGAAACGCCUUCCACGGUCACACCGUCAAGCGCGAGGAGCGCCAGACGGCGGAGACAUGGCCCUGCGGUGUCGAGCGCGUGGCCGAGUACAAACACAACAGUCAACGGCAAGUUAAGAGGGAGGCCUCCAAGUAAUCGUAGUGUACGGGACGGUCCAUUUGUCACUUUCCCUGCAAAUCCCAAGACCAAGGAAGCACCUGUGAUUGACCUAGGUUCAUCCAGACAGCGGAACGAGGGGUGUAGGAAGAGUGAAGAGGAAACAACAACGACAUUUGGCGCCACGGAGAGUCCGAAGCCUGCGCCAGUGGCCGCGCAAGCGGAGCACCAAUUCCUCACACCACAAUUGCCUACACCUAUCAGUGCGAGCAGCACGACACUGCCCAUGCCUGCUCGUCCAAUGAGCCACGCGGGCGCGGCUCGACCAGAACGACUCCAGCUGCAAGUCCCCAAACAUGAAGGAGGUCCUGUGCGCCUUGUUACUCCCACUCUGGUCGUGAACGGUCAAUUCGACGAUCAAACUUCGCGACAGCAAUUACCCACUCCUGCAUUGUCUACCCCCCAACAGAAGACGUCCACCUUGAGCACUGCCCCGACUGCGCACACAACGGCCUUAAGUCUUUCUGACGAUCUUUCGCCGACUGAAGGAACUGCAUCCGCGGAGCAUAACCAACACGUCAAUUUCCACAUACCUAAGAGGAUCCAACAUUCGUUCCCAUUUUCAAAGACAGAAACUGUGACGGCAUCGAAUGAGCCGUUAUUGUUUGCCCCUGGGGCCGAAGAUCUCAAACGAGCGCUGGUGACAAGUCUUUUGCAUGCGGAGAUAGAAGGGAGGACGAAACGUCUGCAAGGAACGGAGGCUAAGGAUCUUGCGGACUCUAUACUGGCAAAGCUCAACGCAGGAGGCCAAAGCCAAACAGACGAGCUGCACAGAUUCUUAUGUGCUUCCUGGCUCGGUAUACGCAAUGGUGGUGCAAAUGCACCACGGCAAAGAAAGAUCUUAGUCCACCGUUUCCGCGUUGGUGGAGACGGAUAUGAUUCUCCCCUCGAUGACGAAGCGACUCUCAGUGAGGGCGAUAAAAUCCGCGAGACGUUCGAUGUUGAGUGGGCACAUAGCCUAGGUGGCAUUGAAGGCCGCUUCGCGGUAAGGGGUGUGUCGCUGCAGCAUACAAGGCUGGGAACAGAGCAAGACAGCGAUAUGAACAUAGACGAUGCUGGCGAAGAAGGGUGGCGAGAGAGAUAUCUGCGAGCCGAAGCGCAACGGAAGGCGCAGCAGGAGGAGCUGGAACAGCUCAAAGCGCGGAUCCUUGACGUGCUGGUAUGAUCUCUUUCUUUACUUUCCUUUCCAGGUCUCAUUUCUCCCUCUCACCCUCUCGUCUUCAGGAUGAAGAAAUUGGAAAUCGAACCGGGUGUUCACACUGGCGCUUGGGCAUUACAUUUCUCCGGAUCCGACAAACGCUUGCAUGAAGCCGCCUAAAUGUAAAGAAAGGGGCGAUUUAUUUUGGGCAUGGAAGGAACACGAAGGUAACCACAAGUCAUGCCAGGCAUAGUAUGUACAUGAAAUGCCACCGUUAGUCUCAAUGCUUGACGCCUGUAAGUGAUAGAUAGGGACAGCCUGAACUAUCAUCUGUUCUUAUUAGCAUCAACAUCAUCCAUGUAUCAUAUAUACGAAUUAUCUAGCCAUUUGUACAGUAUUCCCGGUGCAAUAAUGGAGAAGAUACCCAUUUAACUUUUCACUUAAAGUAAUUCACCACCAAGU
Verruconis gallopava is the source of this 3583-nucleotide messenger RNA. RefSeq lists its product as hypothetical. The record is from RefSeq and is a predicted model, not a curated record. Lineage: Eukaryota; Fungi; Ascomycota; Dothideomycetes; Venturiales; Sympoventuriaceae. Gene Ontology annotation, molecular function: DNA replication origin binding. The transcript is spliced from 2 exons. Bases 656 to 3148 code for a protein of 830 amino acids.